AUGCUUCCCGCACUAACAGAUGUUGAGGAACCUGAAAAUGAACCAGAGGCUAUUAGGAAACAACCAACCAUUGAGAAACCUGCUCCUAUUUUAGCACCACCCAAAGAUGCUGAAAGCGACUGUUUAAUGUGUGUUGAAUUUGUUUAUCCUUGUUAUGCAAACAAGAAGCAACUGGAGCAAAGUAGUGAAGGGGAGAAGAAAGAAAGUGUUGGUGCUCCUUUAGAGAACAGAAUCUUAAAGAAGAAGAAAUCUAAGAAAGAAAAAUCAUCAAAGGAACAGGAGGAGCAUGAUCAAAAUCUGGAGAAAGGAGACAUUGAAGCUGAAGUGGCAGAUGCAACUGCAGUUGACAUAAAGAAAAGGAUAAAGAAGGUGACCUCCAUGAGGAAGAAGAAAUCAAGCAAAGAGAUGGAUGUCGAACAGUUGAAUAAAAGGGCUUCUUACUUGAUGUAA
This is a messenger RNA of Zingiber officinale, 450 nucleotides long. RefSeq lists its product as uncharacterized. NCBI's taxonomy places the organism in Eukaryota, Viridiplantae, Streptophyta, Magnoliopsida, Zingiberales, Zingiberaceae. The record is from RefSeq and is a predicted model, not a curated record. The coding region runs from base 1 to 450 and encodes 149 amino acids. The transcript has 2 exons.